Messenger RNA from Micropterus salmoides (largemouth bass), 5138 nucleotides. RefSeq names its product nesprin-2-like. Gene Ontology annotation, cellular component: membrane. The record is from RefSeq and is a predicted model, not a curated record. Lineage: Eukaryota; Metazoa; Chordata; Actinopteri; Centrarchiformes; Centrarchidae. Gene Ontology annotation, molecular function: protein binding.
UUCUCUUGGAGCUCAGUGAUCUGUUUCCGUCACUGUUUGAUGUCAGGGAGAUGAGUGGCUACGUGACCCUUAACAAAAAUUACACAGAAAGACUGCACAUGCUCAGCAGGCAAUGGGUUGAAAGCAUGACUCGCUUGUCUGACAUGAACAGAGAGCUGCAGGCUGAGCAUCAGCAUUCUCAGAGCUUUCAGGAAAAGUGUAAGAACCUGACGUCUAUCCAGACGAAGCUUGAGGAGCAAUUCAUCUCCAAAAAAGAUGAAAAUUACUCCAGUCUCCAAGAGAUGCUGACUGUCCAUCAGAGACUUGAGGUUGUAAUGAAUAUUGGACAUCAGAUUCUGCAGGGUAUUCUCUGUCAUGCCGUCGAGUCUGUGGAAAAAGAAACGGGAGAGAAAAGAUCUAAGCUCAUGGCACAAGUGACCUGUAUGAGGGAGAGCUGGUUGAACUCUGUGGCUCUGGCUGACCAGCACAGGUCCCUGAUAAAAGAACAACUGGGCCAGUGGAGAGUCUACCAUCAUGGCUUGAAACUUUUGUGGAAGUUGAUGAUGGACGUUGACCCUUUGUUGCCCCCUGCUGGACCUGCUCUCUGUACACUGCAUCAGCUACGGAGCUGCACAGAUAAUUUUCAGUGUGUGGAAGACGCUCUGGGUUUGCACUCCACUGUGUACACCCAGACUCUGGAGGCUGGCAGGCAUUUAUGUAAAACCAUGACGGGGUCUGAGUGUCAGAGCCGACUGCAGUCAGACCUCCAGGCCAUACAGGAGGCCUGGGAACAAACCACUUCACUGCUGGAGAGGAGAAGAGCCCUAAUUAGCACAACAGUUCAGAAGUAUUCUCAGUGUCAGGAUGGGAUAACCAGCAUCAUGUCUGAACUGGAUGAGCUGAAAGUCAUGAUAAAACAGACGCUGCCUGAAAGACCGUACAGCUCAGAGGACAAGGAACACCUUCAGGAGACGGAGCUCUCUCUGCAGCGUCUGGCCAGUGGAUUGAGGGAAUUAACCACCAUGAAGACGGACCUGUCCCAGUACGUUGCGGCCGGUGACUCGGCUCUGCUGGAGCAGCAGCUGGAACAACACAGCCAAUGGGAAGAGCUGUGUAUGAAGGUGUCCCUGCGCAGGCAAGAAAUUGCAGACCGUCUCAAUGCCUGGACCAUCUUCAAUGACAAGAACAAAGAGUUCCAUGAUUGGCUGACUCAGAUGGAGAACAAGGUGUGCCACAGCGGGGAUCUGAGCAUCGAGGAAAUGGUGGAGAAACUGAAAAAGGACUGCAUGGAGGAAAUCAACUUGUUCAGCGAGAAUAAGAGCCACCUGAAGCAGCUGGGUGAGCAGCUGCUGUUAGCCAGUGAUGAGGCUAAGCAGACCCGGGUCCACGGCUCGCUGCUGGAGGUCAACCAGCGCUGGCACAACCUCUUCCACCACAUCGAAGCCAGGGUAAAGAAACUGAAGGAGACUCUGGUGACGGUGCAGCAGCUGGAUAAGAACAUGAGUAACCUCCGCUCGUGGCUUUCACGCAUGGAGUCCGAGCUGUCCAGACCCAUCACCUACAGCGUCUGUCACCACCAGGAGAUCCAGAGGAGGCUGGCUGAGCAGCAGGAGCUGCAGCGGGACAUUGAGCAGCAUACGGAGGGCGUAGUGUCAGUAAUCAGUCUGUGCGAUGUUUUGCUGCGGGACGAAGAUGCUGCUGGUGGCACUGAGGUGGAGAACGACUCCCUGCAGGAGACCAGCCACAGCCUGGACCAGCGCUGGAGGACCAUCUGUGCCAUGGCUCUAGACAGGAGGCUCAGGAUUGAGGAGACGUGGCGACUGUGGUGUAAGUUCCUCGAUGACUACUCGCGGUUCGAGGAUUGGCUCAAGAUAGCCGAGCGCACAGCUGCCAACCCCAGCUCUGCAGACGUCCUUUAUACGGUCGCCAAGGAGGAGCUCAAGAAGUUUGAGAGUUUCCAAAGGCAGGUUAAUGAGCGGCUGACCCAGCUGGAACUGGUCAAUAACCAAUACCGCCGCCUGGCCAGGGAGAACCGCACUGACCGAGCCAGCCAACUCAAAGCCAUGGUGCACGAAGGCAACCGCCGCUGGGACACCCUGCACCGCAGAGUGGCCGCCAUCCUCCGCAGACUCAAGUACUUUACCAGCCAGAGGGAGGAAUUUGAAGGCACCAGGGAGAACAUGCUGGUGUGGCUGACCGAGCUGGACUUGCAGCUCACCAAUGUCGAACACUUUUCAGAGAGCGACAUCCAUCACAAGAUACAACAGCUCAAUAGCUUCCAGAAGGAGAUCACCCUGAACACAGAGCGCAUCGACGGCCUAAUAGUGUUUGGAGAGGGUCUGAUCCAGAAAAGCUCCCCGCAGGAUGCGGCGCUGAUUGAAGACGAGCUGGAGGAGCUGCACUCCUACUGCCAGGAGGUUUUCAGCAGACUGGUCCGCUUCCACCAGCGCCUCAGCCAGCCCCCAACAAUCAAAGAAGAACCGGAGAUCUCUAGUACAUCCUUUUCUUUGGAGUCGAGCUUGGAGCUGAUUGGCCGGCCGUGGCUGGGGCGGAGCCAAGGAAGCCUCCCGGCCACACCCACCCACCUGCUGGCCUCUCCGCUGGAGCGUUCGGGGCGGGAGACCCCAGUGAGCGUGGACUCCCUGCCGCUGGAGUGGGACCACACCGGAGACGUUGGAGGGUCAUCCUCACAUGAGGAUGAUGAGGUGGAGGAGGGGGAACAUGAAGAUGAGAGAAUUUACUUCAGCGCAUCAGAGGUGGAGUUGACUGAGAGCCAGGAGGAAUAUGUCGAAGCCCCAGAGGCGCUACAAGCCUCCUCACUGGUUUCAAGCAGGUCCAUGGCCGCACAUGACUCUCCAAGAUGGCGAUCACAGGAAGACAAGGAAACAGAGUCUCUCCAGCUGGACUCGGAGGGCCACACCGAGGCUCCACCCAAUCUCACCAGCACCCCUCUAAAGCAGGGCUAUUUGCAUCUCAUGUCUCAGUGCAGCGGCAGCAUCGAGGACAUUAAAAGAGUCUCACUGAUCCUGGACGAUGAGGAGCAGCCAGAGGAGCUCGGUCUCACAGGACUGACUGCCUCAGACAAACAGUCAGGUGUGAUCGAACGCUGGGAGCUCCUUCAGGCUCGGUCCAGGAGCUACCAGCACGAUGGCCUUCAGGAACCUCAAGAGCUCAUCUCUGACCUUGAUGACAUCACUUCCUGGUUAGAAGACGUGAUCCCAGAGCUAGAGCGCCUCCAGCAGGUGGACCCAGCAGCCAGUGUUGAGGACAUGGCAACCAGAGCCAAAGAACUAAAGGAGAUGCAGAAGACAUUUACUCGCUACAAGUCUGUGAUGCUGUCUGUCAACCUGCGAGCUCAGGAAGCUCCAGAGCUUCAGGAGAGACUGGCACGUAUGAACAGAGACUGGAGCAGAGCGUGUACAGGCCUCCAGCAGUGGGACACCAGUAUGAGGAAGACGCUGAUGCGCUGCCAGGAGUUCCAUGAGACCCUCCACUCUCUGCUGUUGUGGCUGGCCCACGCAGAGAGCAGGCGCUAUGCGGUGGACAUCAGUCACCCAGACACACCUGUCAGGGCCCUGCAACACCACCACAAGACACUCACAAAUCUGCAGGAGGAGCUAGAUGGCAGGCAGACUCAGCAGGCCUCACUCCAGGCUUUGUGGUCUCAGCUCCAGCCUGAGGAUGAGGCUGAGGAGAGCGACGAGGCCCAGGAGAAACUCCACGUGACCAGUAGCAAACUGAAGUUACUGCUGAGGCAGGUGGACCAAGACCUCAGCACCCUGCAACAGCGCCUGGAUCGUGAAUCAUCAGAAGUCCAAGGCCAAAGCACUUCUGCAGAUCUUUCUGAGGAGGCCACAAAUUCAAAGAAAGGUUCCUCUAGUCAAAGAGAGAAGAGGGACUCACCCCCACCUCGUUCCUUCUUCUCCCGGGUCCUUCGUGCAGCCUUCCCCCUCCACCUCCUCCUACUGUUCCUCCUCCUCCUGCCCUGUCUUAUUCCCAUGUCAGAGAGCGACCCCAGCUGUACAGGGGCCAACAACUUUGCCUGGUCCUUCUACCCCAUGUUACGCUACACCAACGGCCCACCACCCACCUGAUAGAGAUGUACUUUGGGUGAUCGGACACUGAGAAACACAUGCCACCUUUUUUGACACAAUAACCACGAGUACAAAAUGUCUAACAAAAUUUAAAUGUUAAGUUGAUGAAGCGAUUGUCUUCUAAAAAACAUCCAAAGUGCAGAAAUUGUAUUUGAGUGUCUAUUUUUAAAGAUUUGAUCUUAUAUUUAUUCCAUGAACAAAACCUCCCAUUUGUCUCUAUUUCAGUAAGGAAAACACCAUGUGUGGGGUAAAAAGAAAUUGAUAUUUUAGUUUAAUAAUGCAAAGAUCUUCCAAGAAAUGAAUCACUGCAUCCUCUUGGAGAUCUCCCUGCAAGGAGUCGUACAGUAGAUGGGGUCCUGACACUUGGGGAGAGGUAAAGCAGCAUACAGUAUAUACUGUAGCAGCAACUGCAAAGAGGCACACGGUAACAGGUAAGAUACUUUAAAUAUCCUUCAGCUACUGUAGAAGCCAGCAAACAUAUAUUCCACUGGGUAAUAAGAGGUUGCAACCAAGUAUGAUGAGGGGAAAAAACAAAAGUAAAACAGUAUUUUCUUUUACAUGUUUAUAUUCAGAUAUGUCUCCUGCCUCGGUCCUAAAACUCUCCAUUUUAUGAACUGUUGACAUUUCAUUUUGUCUAAUUUGACCCUGCAUACAAAAAGCAGUUCAAUCUGUUAUAUUAUGAAACAUUGUUUUUUUUACAACAAGAUACUAGUUACAUUGGAAUGUAAUCUUUAUAAGGCCAACAGUACAAAAUGAUAGUUUUAUACACAUCAUUGUAUAUGCAUAUUUUUUAGAUGCUUUUUCUUGAGUAGAUUUCGAGCAGAGUACAUUUCCAUGCCUGUUUAAACACUAUAGGAUUUAGCAGGAUGAUGUGUAUGUAGAGAAUGUAAUAUAAUGCUUAUUUAUAACUGUAAUUGUGGAAAUAAUGCUCCUAAUUAAGUAGUAAACACUGUCUUAAUUGUAUUUACUCAUGAUUUUUUUCCCCAUGUUCAGAAAUGAACCCAUUUAUGAUUUUGAGAGAAAGAUACAGUAAGCUUUGGUCAGGGAAUAAACCUUUAAAAUACA